Molecule: messenger RNA, 1634 nt
Organism: Triplophysa dalaica
Lineage: Eukaryota; Metazoa; Chordata; Actinopteri; Cypriniformes; Nemacheilidae
Exons: 7
Coding region: 367-1350 (327 amino acids)
Source: RefSeq, a predicted model, not a curated record
UCAAAAAGUUUGUUACAUAACAAAACAUCGUAUGAGCUUAAAUUGACGUAUUUCUAAUGUUACCCUGUUUUUAUUGUUUCGUUUCACAAGUGUUAACAUUUUACUGAAAGUCUAGACAAUACUUUAAAUCAAAUCAGGUUUAUUGUCAUUUAUACAUACAUUAACUCUAUAUAAUGUAUUGUGAGCGCUACUGGGGCAUGUUGUCACUAAAAGGUCAACGAGUAUUCGUGACCUCUUGUCGGCAGUAAUGGUGUAAAUGUUUCAAAUCCUUGAACAAAAUGUGUUUCGCCUCUCGGUCUUAUUUCCUGCAGAUGGCAGCAGUUCACAUGCUCUUUUAUAUGCAGAGACAGGAAAUGAUGCCACAUCAUGAGUUUUUCAUCUGAAAACAUUACAGUCUCAUUCAACACCACCAUGAUGCAAAACGUGACAAUACUCCUCUUCAUCACUGUGUUCUUUUCUGGUGCUCUUGGAAGCAAAGCUGAGUGUACGUAUAAAGCCGUGGGUAAAAAGUUUGUGAUUCCUGUGAAUGAUGCUGAAGAAGAAAUACCUCCUGACAGCAGCUUGACCUGGACUCAUAAUGAGACAAUAGUUUUUUUAAAGAAGGGUUCAAAUAUAAAAACAAAAACACACAACAUAAACACCAGAGGAUCUCUGAUACUGGAGAAGCUACAGAUCAUUCACUCUGGAAAAUACACGGCUACAGGCUUCAAUAAAGAUGGAACAUCACGAAAGGGAUCAUCCCUACAGCUGUGUGUGCGAGAUCCAGUGCUUGAGCCUACAGUCACAGUAAAGUGUGAAGAAAGCGGAGCCGUUCUCACCUGUGGAGCUUCAAACAACACUGAGACCACUGUUCUCUGGAUUAAGAACGGAAAUGAAAUGUUAAAUGUGCCAAAUACAGUUUUACACGUCGACUCGUCCGAUCUCAAACAUCGAUUCUCAUGUAACGUGAGAAAUGAGAUCAGUAAUAAGACAUCAAAAGAUGUUCAACCAGGGUGCUUUCACACAGGUCCAACCAGUGAGAAAAGUGAUGAGAAAAACAAUAACAGCAACAAUGAUUCUUCUGAAAAGACAUAUUUGUUUGGAUUGGAUUUGUGGUGGACGUUGGUGCUUGUGUCAGGAGUAGGAAUUGUGAUGCUCAUCGUCGUCUGCUUAGGCUGUGUUUGCUGUCAAAAAAAGGGCAGAAAAGCAAGAGAAGAAGAAGAGUACCGGCUCACUGCUCUAGUGUCGUCGGAUCAAUCGGAUCAGACAACUGAAAGAUCUGAAAGAUUAGCUAAAAGCCAGCGUCCUCUUCCACCCGUCCCCGGCCCCGGCCCCGGCACUCGCUGUCCUCCAUCUCCCCCCUACAUGUGAACUCACCUGACUCUCACUCUUUACAUCACAUCUUUACACAGACAAAAUUACACCAAAUAUAAAUGAACAUUAGUUCCUGUGUAUGUUGGACACUUGCUGACUUCUUUUCCUUAGUCCAAGCCAUACAAAAAAAACAGGUGGACAUAUGUAGUUAAAAACUGUACUUGGGUGACCUUUAGAUCAGAUGAUCUAGAAAAUCAUGUGUUCAUGUCAAGACAUUUGACUGGUAGUGAAUUAAAACGUAUAAGAUUUUGUUCUAUUUAGAUAUAUUUAUUUCAGUUUAA